Molecule: messenger RNA, 2798 nt
Organism: Larimichthys crocea (large yellow croaker)
Lineage: Eukaryota; Metazoa; Chordata; Actinopteri; Sciaenidae
Gene: ssbp2a
Product: single stranded DNA binding protein 2a
Exons: 17
Coding region: 16-1059 (347 amino acids)
Biological process (GO): positive regulation of transcription by RNA polymerase II
Cellular component (GO): nucleus
Molecular function (GO): protein binding; single-stranded DNA binding
Source: RefSeq, a predicted model, not a curated record
GCCUGCAGUGUGAUCAUGAGAGGUGUUGUCAGUGGGUUAGCUCUGUAUGUGUACGAGUACCUGCUGCAUGUAGGAGCACAGAAGUCAGCACAGACCUUUCUCUCAGAGAUUCGAUGGGAGAAGAACAUCACAUUAGGAGAACCUCCGGGGUUCCUCCACUCAUGGUGGUGUGUUUUCUGGGACCUGUACUGUGCAGCUCCGGAAAGAAGAGACACAUGUGAACACUCCAGCGAGGCCAAGGCCUUCCAUGACUAUAGUGCUGCAGCUGCUCCAAGCCCCGUCCUUGGGAACCUUCCACCAGGAGAGGGCAUGCCAGUGGGGCCAGUCCCUCCAGGAUUCUUUCAGCCAUUCAUGUCACCUCGGUACCCUGGAGGACCCAGACCACCCCUCAGAUUACCUAAUCAGGGACUUGGAGGAGUCCCAGGUAGCCAGCCUAUGUUACCCAGUGGGAUGGACCCCACAAGACAGCAAGGACAUCCAAAUAUGGGAGGACCAAUGCAGCGGAUGACUCCACCCAGAGGCAUGGUACCACUAGGGCCCCAGAGCUAUGGAGGUGGGAUGAGACCACCACUGAAUGCCCUGGUUGGUCCUGGGAUGCCUGGCAUGAACAUGGGACCUGGUGGGGGUAGACCCUGGCCAAAUCCUCCAAACUCCAAUUCAACCCCUUACUCUUCUGCAUCUCCAGGAAGUUAUGUGGGACCUCCAGGAGGAGGGGGGCCACCUGGGACCCCAAUAAUGCCAAGUCCAGCAGAUUCAACCAACUCUGGCGACAACAUGUACACAAUGAUAAACACAGUCCCUCCAGGUGGAAGCCGACCAAACUUCCCUAUGGGUGCAGGUGGCGAUGGUCCUUUAGGGGGAAUGGCUGGAAUGGAGCCUCAUCACAUGAAUGGAUCAUUAGGGUCAGGGGAUAUGGACAGUCUCCCCAAGAACUCUCCUGGUAACCUAAGUAUGAGUAACCAGCCCGGGACCCCCAGGGAGGAUGGAGAGAUGGGAGGAAACUUCCUCAACCCUUUUCAGAAUGAAAGUUAUUCUCCAAACAUGACGAUGAGCGUGUGAAGGCUUCGGGAGCACGGUUGAUCAGUCAUUUAGUAAGCCGUGGUGUGGAUCGGUGAAAAGCAGAGAGACAGGAUGUGAUGUCAUCUAGGCCAGUGACUCUUCCACCUCACCACCUGCCUAGCCAGGACAGUUGCCGCAGGCUCCGUCCUUCUACUACAGCCCCAACCCCCCCCUCAACCCCACCCUCCAUUAUUUCUGUCCACGUCUCUUCUCUCCUGUUUCUUCUGUUCUAAGUGCUACAUUCAUCAGUUCUUCCUCUGCAACUAUGAGACUGUACAAAGGAACCAAAUUGAAACAACCCGGAGGAGAACUUUGUAUAUUUGCAUACAGUGUGUAUGAGACUUUGCACACACUCCAGUUACUGACAGAUGUCUCUGCCUUUUGCAUCAUAUCACGCCCAAAAACAAAAGGCCAGACUCCUAUUUAUCCUAAAGUAAAACAUUUUUAAGGAUUUAAAGAAAUAUAGACACUUUUUGAUCAAUGAUGAAAUUUAAUCUAACUGGAACAUCUUUUGUCUUUUUUUUUUUCCGGCAAAUUACUUUGUGCAUUACUGGAAGAUUAUUGGAGAGACAUCGCAGUCACACUAUCAUGAAGUUUAUUUGCGGCUUGUGCAGAUAUUUGUUGUCUAGUAAUUUGAAGUAUUUUCAAAUUUUGUGGUUGUCUACAAUUUUAAGACCACUAACAAUGUGUUUUAUGUUUUAUACUAUCGUUUUUUUUUUCUUCUAAUUUUUAUCCCCAAACUUGGCCACAAAUGUGAAAAAUGUGAGAUUUUUUUUUCUUCUUCUUCCUCACCUGUAUCACAUGUUUGGCCUGAUGAAGCAAAUAAAGUGCAGAUCAAAGUCAGCUCUUUGUUCAGACUUUAACCAGAAAGAGUCAGGGUUAGCAGAAAGGCUUCAGAACAGCCUGAAAUAGUUCCCUGCAUGUUGAAUUUGAAGCCACACUGAAUGGUUAUUGAGAUUCUAAAAAGCUUUGUUAAAAUGAGACUACGUAACCUUUGUUGAACGGUAGCCACACUUGUGCAAGUGACAAUUACAGGAUAAUGGUAUCCAAAACAUAGUGCAACAAAGUCAUAAAAUCAGUGACAUGGUUUCGCAAGUGGCUGCAUUAUAGAGUAAUAUCUAGCAUUUAACAUUUAGCAACUAAAACCUGCUGGUCAUACCAGACCAAGGAAGAACGUUAUUUCUUCUUCCUAAAGUGACAUUGUCAUUUUACUGUCAUCCGGAUAAACUGUGAUCUCAGUGUGAUGUGAAGAAUUGGUACAGAACGCUAAAAUAAGCUUGUUUUUAAUCAAUGUUUUAAACUUUUUUCACUGCCCAAGAUGUAUCAUCAUGUACAAAAGGUCGAUAUGCCUGUGAACAUUCUCCUUUCCCUUCCCUUACUGCAAAGUGUACAGCUCACAAAUGUAGCUCCUCUGUCUUGUAUGUGUAUUUGAUAUUAUUAUUAUUUAAAGAAAAAUCUGGAGAGAAUUAUUGCAAACGGGAGGGAUGGACUGAUAAUGCACCAUCACAACUGAACAGAGAUAUUUUAUUUUGUUUUUGUGUUAGAUUGAAGCCAUACGUGGGAGUACAAGAAGAUGCAUUUGUAAAUUGGAUCAUGUUUUCUGUUUUGUGGCAGUAUGUGGGACUCCAUUUGUGAUGUGUUCAUUUUCUCUUUUUUAUUCUUGUAUUAUGUUUUUGUAAAUACACAGAGAAGUAUUUCAUGGGUUUUGAAUAUGCUAGUAUAAAGCUUCUCUUCCCUUA